UCUGCACCGUGCACCCGCCAUGCGCCAUAUAUCUGGCGGGUGCAUAUGGCGCGAUGCCUUCUGGUGGGGCGCUUUCAAUGAAGAUUUUCAUGUCGACUAGACUUCAUAAUUAUACCAGUAUGCUGUUUCUGUAGUUUUCUGACAAAACUGUCCGUAAUGUCAUGUCGUUUUGAUACUCCCUGACCAAAUCUUUCAUCACCUGCUAGCGUGCUUGUGUGUUGUAGCGUAGAGUGUAGUGUGACUUGCCAACUCGAUUGCAUUGCAGUAUAAUUAUUUGUGCAGUAAGCUCGAGCCCCCGAAGGUCAAGCGAGCUACGUAAAACCGCGAGAGAUAGAAGGUGGGGCUAGGCUAGCUAUGUGAACUGGCACGAAAGCAACAUAAGAAGUAUUAGUGUUCAUGCGAGGUGCCCGUGCACAUCUUCAUAGUGAGGCAUCGAGAUCAAGAAUGGCGUUGUUCUCGCGGACUGAAAUGAAGAAGUCGUGAAUCUACCUCCUAACAGUCCUGGCCCAGUGGAGGCGUGUGCUGGUAGACUAGAUCUAGAGCAGUAGAGGCUCAAUCUCGAGAGACGCAACGAUGCAAGAGCAAGGCUGCGUUCUGUGCACGCACCGCGCACGAUAAGUAGCCGCUCGUAUCCCCCACAUUCGCUACUAGAACGGCAGUAAGUGGUGGAGCGACGCGAUCGUUGAACGCUGCGAUUCCGAACUCGAGGCCGACUAAAAUGACGACGAAAUCUCUAUUGGAUCUCCUGACUCUGGCGCUCGGCAGAGCAGAUCAAACACGAGUUACACAGCCUCAGCCGUCGGAGCUCGACAAGCUGGUUACGGUGGCGACGUUACUGGCCCAGGGCAGUCAAGAUGCUGCGAGCAGCUCUGGAGCAAGCAGUGGCGGCCACGGUGGGCAUGUGCAGUCAUCGGAUUCAAGCACGUAUGCCCACGGUGUUGACCUAGGCACCCUCUCCAGCUCUGGCAUUCUCAGCAAUGAAGGCCAGUCGUCUCCGCUAAUUCAAGGAACUGCUAGUUGCAGCCAGGCGGGCGGUGGUCAAUCAACAAUGGCUAUGGCGUCGUCUACUGGCUCUAGUAAUCAGCUGUCAGUGCAGGACCCAGCUGCGUACAAUACAUUACAGAGUCUUCUUUCGCAGCUGCAGCACCGCCAAACAAUGGAGCAAAGCAGCCAGCAACACCAAUCACAACAGAUACAACAGCAGCAGCAACUGCAGCAACUGCAACAGCAGCAGCAGCAGCAACAACUGCAGCCUCAGCAGCAGCUGCAGCAGCUCGCGCAGCAGAUACACCAGCACCGUCCCCUGACCCUGCAGGCGGCGCCGGCGGCUAUGCCACGUGUUGCAACUAACCAGCUGCCGUUCCCGCUGCUGCAUAUGGCCGCACCGCCCGUCGCUGCGUCCAGUGCUACGAGCGUGCCUCCUGCUAUUCUGGCACCCCUCGUGUCGGUGGCAUCCGGUGGCGCACCGCUGUCGCUCAAUCCGUACGCCGGCCAUCCGCUUGGUGCAGCCUUCCCGCCAAACAUGGCUCUGCUCCAGCCCAUAGCACAGCCAGCCACUGCCAUGCAACCCUUCAUACAGGCAGCACAGCCACUAGGAAACGACCUGAUCAUCAAGCUAGAGAAACUUGCCAGUCAGCCGGCCAGCAACACGGAGACCGUGGCGCCAGUCGCUAUAGCCAGUAACCCACCGCCGCUGCAACCACUGCAAAUCCCGCAAUUAACACCUUCUGCAUCUACGGUGAAAAGUGCGUUGACCCAGCCACCAGCACGUCGCCCGUCAACGCCUGUAUCCAUGGCUUCGGUGGCGGAAGCCACGGAGCAGGAGCCGACCGCUGCGAGUGCCCAGCAGGAGGUGGAACCCGCCCGACUACCGUCACGCAGCAAGCCAGGACCUGCCAAGCUGAGUCGGUCAGCGGCUGCGUGUGCCAGUUCCUUGACGGCUGCGGAGAAGAUCUCUAAAAGACGCAAAGGCAAGACAAAAAGGAACCCGUCUCACAAUGUGAUAGAAGCACGCUAUCGUUUGAGUAUCAAUGACAAAAUCAAGGAGCUGAGAAAACGUGUGGCAGGAAAAGACACAAAGAUCCAGAAGUCCGGCGUGCUCCAGCUCACGCUAGAGCGGCUAAAGGCAGUUGAUGAUGAAAACGACACCUUACGGCAGGAAAAUGCAAGCUUGAGGAAUGCUCAUGAAGCAAUUGUUGGUCAGAUCCAUGCGAUGAGUUCUCAGCUGCAAGCCAAGGGUAUCCCGAUGGAUGCAAGUAUGAUGGAGGUGUGCCAUGUUCCGGAGCUACAGCUGAAUAGGGCUUCUUCAACAGUGGCCGUAUCACACUGUUCACCUCAUAGGAAUGUAACCGGCACCAGUACUUCACGCCGCACGAUCAAGAGCGAAGGUAGCGAUGUUGAUGUUGAGGAGGAUGAUGAUGAUGAGGAGGAGGAUGACGACGACGACGACGACGACGAUGAUGGUGACGACGAGGGCGGUGAGAGCGAUGGUUGACUGCCUAAAUGUCCCCUAAAAGCCUACGGUCAGUGACCUCCAGUAGAUGUGCUAUGCUAUGCAUUUGCAAACCAGGUCCGCUGUCAACUCAAAGAGUCGCGUGAAUCCAUGUCCACCGAAACACAUCACAUGUGUUCAUGCUAGGAUGGUGUCCCAUGUCACUGUUAUGUAGCUGCUCCGGGUCUUGCACUGCAGUUGAUGCAGUGUGUGCAUGCAUGUUUGAAUGUGCGCGUAUGUGUGUUUGCGUGUGAGCUGACACUGUACUGGUAUAGUGUUACCUGCAGACUACACGAAUAGCGCUGUAGCCAGUGCAGUUGACUGGUAUUCCACCGUGCCGGUCUCUAUCCAAUAGCUCUGCAUUGAAAUCCAUAUCCAGUACGUGUCGCCAUAAUGCUGCUACCUGCAGCGCAGUCACUGCAGCCAAGGGGCCAGCCCAGUCUCGAAGAGACCAGCCCAGUGAUGCGUACCUCAGUACUAUAUCUGUUUCAGUGAUGCUUGCCUAAAGUGACAGCCAAUGAAAUCUGGACUGAAGAACAAAUCGGCAAUCAGCAGCGGCACCUUACCCAAUGCUCGCUUGUCUAAAGGCUAUACAGCUUGGCCCGCACCCGUAACUCGCUCACGAAGACAGACUUCAUUGAGUGGCACUGGUCUUGUACUUGUAUCAGUUUUGAAGAUUUUUUCCGUUUUUAUGACCAGGCAUGACUUGAGUUUUUUUUGUAAUCCCUGUUUAAACUCUCCUCAGCAUUAUUUCAGUCUUGUCAGGCUGACAUGACGCUGCUUGAUGAAGUUGAGCUGUAAUUAGAUAUACUCUGGAAUGUUUUGCCUGAUAGCCCAUCCACCUUGGCGAUGCACACAAGCUCAUGCAGAACACAUCAAAGCAUAAAUGUCCGUAUCAAAGCACACUAUUCCCUACCUGGAUCGUUUUAGUCCAUCAUUUAUCGGUCAUAAUUAUAUAAUCAAAUGAACUAGUAUCAAUACCAGAGUCGCAGGCUAGCGCUGCACCGUUCACGGUACUCAUUUUAGCCUCAUGCGUAGUAUUUAUUAUUCACUACAGUUAAUUAAAACUCUCCUCAGUUCCUCA
Sycon ciliatum is the source of this 3575-nucleotide messenger RNA. RefSeq names its product sterol regulatory element-binding protein 2-like. Gene Ontology annotation, cellular component: nucleus. Gene Ontology annotation, molecular function: protein dimerization activity; DNA-binding transcription factor activity, RNA polymerase II-specific; RNA polymerase II cis-regulatory region sequence-specific DNA binding. Gene Ontology annotation, biological process: regulation of transcription by RNA polymerase II. The transcript has 6 exons. Lineage: Eukaryota; Metazoa; Porifera; Calcarea; Leucosolenida; Sycettidae. The coding region runs from base 719 to 2494 and encodes 591 amino acids. The record is from RefSeq and is a predicted model, not a curated record.